AUGCCCCGCGUAGCGAAUCCUAAGCACCGCCGCUCUGGUGGUGGUGCUUCUACCCCCCAUAAGAACUCACCUAUUAAAAUCCCGCUUAACGAUGACAUGGGCGAAAAGGCGGCUCGUAUGGAAGCCCGGCAGGCUCGUCAUGACCGCCAGAUGGACCAGAUCAAAGCCGCUGUCAAGACGCCUAUGCCUCCUCGAAGAUACACUGGCCAUGAGCGUGGAUCCAGUAUGAGCCCGGUCACACCGCGUGGAUCGGGACACAGAGGCCGCGAGAGCGAUGUCGACGGUCGGAGAGCGGUAACCCCGAUGAAGCGUGUACCUAUCUUAGCCAACUUUGAGGAAUGGAUGAAGAUGGCGACUGACAACAAGAUCAACGCAAAUAAUUCAUGGAAUUUUGCCCUUAUUGACUACUUCCAUGACAUGUCCUUGCUAAAGGAGGGCGAUGGUGUGAACUUUCAAAAAGCUAGCUGUACGCUCGAUGGGUGCGUCAAAAUUUAUACGAGCAGAGUCGACAGUGUUGCGACGGAGACCGGCAAACUUCUGAGUGGCUUGGCCGAUAGUCGCGAUAGAAAGCCCCAUGAGACAGGUGUAGAUGAUGGUGCCGAGGAUGAGGACGAAGGAGAGGAAGGUAUGGGACGAAAGUCCCGGCGGAAGGCGCAACGAUCUCAUGAGGCUACACUUGCACCCUCAUUUGCUUCACUCCAACUGAAGAAGUUCGAGCUUGAAUUUUCUGUCGACCCACUAUUCAAAAAGGCCUCAGCGGAUUUUGACGAAGGCGGCGCGAAAGGCCUACUAUUGAAUCAUUUGGCAAUUGAUGGGCAAGGGCGAAUAGUUUUCGACAGCAGUGAUGACGCCACAGAAGAGAGCUUGAAAGAUGUAGAUGAUAUGCGCCAAGGGUCAGAGGAUCCUCACGCCCAGGAUCUUCGUCGCCACCUCCAAGGCAAUCAUUUGGAACAUCUUGAAAUGCAGGAUAUCUGCCCAUCGCUGAAAAACUUUGAUCUUGGCGACCCGAGCGGGUCGUUGGAUAUACCAUUUCUCAAGGCCCCCGAGGACUGGCGUAAUGAUAAAGGUCAUGAGGAAGGACACAAUCCGAAUGACGCAUCUGGAAUCAUGCUCGAUGACGAUAAUGCUGUUGGCUUUGAUGAUGACGAUGCAACGUUGGCGGGCUUUGAUCUUGGUGGAGACACCGGAUUCGGUGAUGGUGGUGAAGCAUGGGCUCGUGAAGCUGCUUUGGAGCCCAUGCUUAAAGUUCACCGUGUAGAUCGGGACAACGAUGAGAUUCAGGAUGGUGAAGAGAUAGACAAUGACGAUGCAUAUGCCAUUUCUCUUACUCAUCAGCCUAACAAGCAGGACCAUGAAAAUAUCCUCAGCUACUUCGAUAAUGCCCUACAAAAGAACUGGGCAGGCCCCGAACACUGGAAAAUUCGCAGGAUCAAAGAGCAUGCUGCGGCGAAUACUGCUACCGCUGCCCCAAAGCAACGGAAGGAAAAAGAGCCCUUUGAAAUUGACUUUUCUGCGCCUUUAGAAUCGUCCGUUGCUGAGUUGUUGUAUACCCCAGCAAGCUCCAACUCCACCAUAUCCUUGCCCAAAACACAAUGGAAGACAAAGGGCCGUAAUCUUCUUCCAGAUGAUAAACACUUCAAUUCGCGACAGUUGCUUCGCCUCUUUCUCAAGCCCAAAGCCAGGAUGGGCUCGAGAAGACUGGUGGGUACUCGGCAAUUCAACCAACGCAGGGAAGACCGGACAGCAGGAAAUGGAGAAAUGGAUGAAGCAUUCUGGGCAAACCAUAAGCCAGAGAAUAAUGCAGCUUCUGAUGGAGAAGGUGCCCCCGGCGCAUAUGAUGCAAAUUUUUUCGCAGAUGAUGAUGGUCUUGCGUUCCCCAACGGCCUUGGCUUGGGUGAUGACGACGAUGAUAACCUACCCUUUGCGGAUGCUAGAGAGAUGCUCUCUCCACCAUCCGAUGGACAGCCAGGAAACCCAGUAGGGGACGCUGGGGGUGCUUCGGGGCUUACAGCGCUCCUGAACAUGGUGGGCGCCACACCUGGUUCGGCGUUACAGAGCGGAGCUGGAGGAUUCGGGUCACAACUAGUAACACAAGGUGGUCGGAGAGCACGCCCUGAUUACGUUGCAUAUGCACGGGUGGCCAAGAAAGUUGAUGUUCGACGACUUAAAGUGGAGAUGUGGAAGGGUAUGGGUGAACGCUUAAUCGCAUCAACAAGUUUCGAUUCCUCCCAGGAAAGCCAUCGAGAACAACCCACUGAGAAUGAGAUCGAUGAUCCUCCGACACCCACACCUGUGAACGAGAUGCAGCAGGAAAAUGGUCAACUCCGGUUUACGCAGAUCAUGAAUUCACUCAAAUCUGUCUACCCUCCAGAAACGUUACGUGACAUCAGUACCUCGUUCGGGUUCAUUUGUCUGCUUCAUUUAGCCAAUGAACAGGGUCUCAUGCUGCAGAAUGAUGAUGGUUCUAGUAGUCUUGGUGAAGGCAGGCUGGAAGACAUCUUUGUCAUAAAGGAUGCCAAUGCGGUUCUCGAAGAGGGGGCUAUAUGA
Molecule: messenger RNA, 2547 nt
Organism: Aspergillus nomiae NRRL 13137
Lineage: Eukaryota; Fungi; Ascomycota; Eurotiomycetes; Eurotiales; Aspergillaceae
Product: condensin subunit BRN1
Exons: 4
Coding region: 1-2547 (848 amino acids)
Biological process (GO): mitotic chromosome condensation
Cellular component (GO): condensin complex
Molecular function (GO): chromatin binding
Source: RefSeq, a predicted model, not a curated record